ACAAACCAUGUUCCGCCAUAAAGGCGCUGGGAUUACGGCCCGCAUCAUCCGUGUGUAACGUGGUGCGCAGCGGUGUCACUGCAAUCCGGUGUUUGAAGCAGCCCUUCGCGUGAGUUUACCUGGUGUCGGGAGCCAUCGCAUCACAAAAAAUGACAAGGGGCAACCAGCGAGAUCUUGCUCGCCAGAAAAAUGCCAAAAAACAGAUGGACCAAACCAAGGGUAAGAGAGGCGAGGACGGGCUGUCAGCUGCCGCCAGGAAGCAAAGGGAUGCGGAGAUAAUGCAGCAGAAGCAGAAGAAGGCAAACGAGAAAGUCGACACUAAACCAAAAUAACCACGGAACGUAAUGAGUUUUUAUUGAAGUAUGACUAUCACUAAUGUCACUAAUAUUGCGAGAACUGAGCUGUCGAUUAGUUUUUUAGGAUGUAGAUGCGUUGUAUUCGUGUACCUAAUUUUCUGUGGGGGGAGGUUAAAAUCGUUUGGUUCUGGAAAGUGUUAUUUUGCUAUGAAAGUAUCUCUUGACAGCUGACAUCUAAUUGCCUCCAGUUGUACAGAUUCCUAACUUCUAAAGUGCAUUAAGUGCAGACACGGUGCAGCCUACCUGUGCUGGUGUUAUUUUUGUAUCCUGAAGCCCCACUUUAAGUUAAUAAAAGGUAGCUUUUUAAUUGCCACUGGUUUGUCUUGAGCAUAGAGUUUCACAAGCUGUCUGUGGAGGUUGCUAUCAAUUACAUGUCUGUCUUGUAACACCGUCCGUAGCAGAGUGAUGAGCAUAAUGAUUAAAUGAAAUGUAUUAAGAUAAUGUAGACGAGACUUCCUUUUGUGUGCAAAGUACUCCUUUUAAUGUGUUUUUUUUUCACAUAGCACCUAUCCAGCAGGAUUAGGAAGCUUUCUACGGUUCUAUUGUUCUGCAUAAGCACCCAGUGCUGUUGAGAGAGACUUGACUAGCAAUGAACAGUAAAUUGAAGCAGAAAAGGCAUUUCUGCUAUCUUACUAAAUGGUUCACGCUGAGAAACUAAUCAUUUGACUUAAAAUAAUUUUUUUUUUUCGGAAUAAUAUGCAGGAAUAAUUACAAGUCUUGUUUAUGUAUUCACACUUUCUGUGCUUCCAGAAUGCAGGCCAGCUGUUUAUCCAGGGAUAACUGCUAAGUAAGGACUGGGCCACAGAUGGGCCUCAAUAUUGUACUGACCCCAUUAUAAGAGCUCAGAACAGAUUCCUGUGUAACAUCACCUGAGGUACAGUUCUAUGCUAGUUCUUGUGAGCUUCAACGUGGGUUUUGUAGUAAAGAGGUCAUAACAGGACGAGGGACCUAGGUUAGGUACAAUGGUGUCGUAGUGUUUGACUGCACGUUUGCUCUGAAAUGGUUCACUGGUGAUUUUCACACAAUGACUGAUUAACAGGAAGGAAAGUGUCCCAAAAUGAAAACAGCUGUAAGGUGGAAUCUAGAAAAAUGUGUGGGUGAGGAGGGGGGAAUCUUAAGUGAUCUACUUUGCAAUUUGUGGUGGGAGAAAGUUUUCUAACACUAAAUGAAAGUUUCCAAGCCUACACCCACCCACAUGCAGAUCGCCACCUCAGCAACAAAACAAGCAAGCAGGACUGAAUUCAGGCACUAACACGGAUAUUCAUUUCAGUUUCCCCCAUCUUACUUGGUAGCACAUGAUCCAACCAAAACCACAGCAGCUUGUGUUUCAAACCUGAUUCAAUCUCAUUCACAUGCAUCAUCUUUUUGAUCCAAUAUUUUUGCAGCCAUUACAGCAAACAAACCUGUGUUGAAGGCUGUCAGCUGUGGUUAUUAGGCAAAUGCAGUAUCAUAAUUUAUAAUUUCAUACAUACAAUAGAAUCAGUCAAAAGUUUGAGACACCCACUCAUAGAAAGGUUUAUUUGUACAAUUUUCUACGGUUUACAGUAAUUAUAAAAAACUUAACUAUAAAAUAACAUGUAUGGAAUUAUGCACUAACCAAAGAAGUAUUAUACAAAAAAAAAUAAUUAAUUGGGAAGGCAGCUCUGUGGGUUGGGACCCAAGAGGUUGUCGGUUCAAAUCCCAUGGCCAGCAGAGUGGUGUCUAUUGGGCUGUUGAGCAAGACCCCUAAUCCCAAUUGCUCCCAGGACUGGCUGACUCUACUUUCUCCUCUGCACCAGUUUCACGAGGUGGCCUCCUGGGAUGCUUCUCCAGCUGUCCUGAGGGAGGCCCCACGUUUGCUGAGCUCUCAUUGGCCACUUUUCCUUCACUCUGGUCAAACUCCUCCAAGGCCAUUUCUGUUGUGUUUAGGUCAGGCGGUCAGGUCAUGUUAUGUGACAGUAUCACCCUCCUUUGUAUAUAUAUUAUACUGCAUAAUAAAAAUCUAUCAUCUUUAA
Molecule: messenger RNA, 2350 nt
Organism: Paramormyrops kingsleyae
Lineage: Eukaryota; Metazoa; Chordata; Actinopteri; Osteoglossiformes; Mormyridae
Product: small EDRK-rich factor 2-like
Source: RefSeq, a predicted model, not a curated record